AUGAAGUUUCAAAGGAAAAACUCCUUCAUAUUACUUCUUUUGUGCAUCACCCUUGAUCAAGCGUGUUCUCAAACUUCUGCUCCUGAUUGCAUCCUUGACAUUCAGUCUUCUACAUCCUUGAAUAAUAAUAGCUCUGAUUGUGAAUUGCACAAUUGGGGAGGGUUUAUAAAUAGCUGUUGUGGAUUGGAUUUUAACGGUUACAUUUAUGCUUUAGGGACGCAUGCCAACGAAACUGGAAAAAUAUACUUGAAUUCCUCAGAGCAAGAAACUUGUUUGGCAUCGAAUGUGUUUGCGAAGAAUAUUAAAGGAUGUGGAGUGGAGAAGCUAAGCACUGGAGCUGGUGGUUGCUCUGAAUUCUCUAUCACAGAUGUCAUGGACAAACUUGGGGACAACUUGAGAAGAUUAGAUGAAGAUUGUAUGCCUUUAAGCAAGAAUGGAAGAGCAAAUGAGACUUGUACAGCAUGUCUAAGAAGGUGGGAGGAGAUUAGUGCAACAUCGGACAGUAAAAAGGAGUCAGAGUCAGCAGAUUUUGAUGCUAAUCUCUGUAGGUUUGCAGUACUAAUCUCACUUACAAGCAUUCAUGAUAGGGAGUCAAUUCAGGCAGUUUAUGAAUGUCUUGGAACCUACAGCCCCUCAGCUGAAAAGCAAGAAGGCAAAACUGGUGGCAAUUCUAAGCUCAUCCCAGGUCUCUGGAUUUUACCCUUUGGCUUAAUUGGAAUCACAGUGAUAGGGUUUCUUGCAGCAUGGGCCUUGAAUGGAAGAAGAACUAGAAGUCCUCCAACAAAAAAAGAAGAGGCAGAGGAUUCAAGAUCUCUUAAGAAAACUAUGAAGGAAGUUUAUAUAGCGACCAACAAUCUUGAUGCAUCAAAUUUCAUUGGUCAAGGCACAGCUGGAAAAGUGUACAAAGGCAUACUUUCGAACGGUCAGCAUGUAGCUGUCAAGCAUAUCAUCAGUGAAGCGUAUUUAGAGACAUUUGUUAGAGAAGUGAGAAGCCUUUCCCAUGUCAGACAUCCAAACUUGGUAUCUUUGGUUGGAUACUGUGAAACUGAAGGUGAAUGCUUCCUGGUGUAUGAGCUGUGUCAUGAAGGAAACCUCUCGGAUUGGCUAUAUGACAAAGAUAAAGUUCUUUCGUGGAUUCAAAGACUGAAAAUUGCAGUUGAUUGUGCAAGAGGUCUAAUGUUUCUCCAUACCUAUCCAGGUGGCUGCAUUAUUCACCGAGACAUUAAGCCAUCAAACAUUCUGAUUGACACCAACAUGCAAGCAAAGCUUUCAGACUUUGGAUUGUCCAAGGUAAUGGAACUGGACCAAUCAUUUGUGAGCUCUGAGGUGAGAGGAACAUUAGGUUACAUCGAUCCUGAAUACAGGAAAAACCGCCAUGUAAAAGCCUCAGGAGAUGUCUACAGUUUUGGAAUCGUAUUACUGCAAUUACUUUCAGGACAGAAGGUCCUUAACUUCAAUUUUCAGAGACCAAUGUCCCUAGAUAAAAUGGCUAGAAAUUUUGCUAGAGGUGGAGAUAUAUCAGAGUUUGCUGAUCCUAAACUCAGAGGGGAGUACUCUGGAGAAGCAUUUAGCCUCACACUAAAGCUAGCCGUGUCAUGCAUAGGACUCAAGCAGCAAAGGCCAUCUAUGGAGCAAGUGUUACGCAGCAUAGAGAAGGCAUUGGAAAUCACAUCACAAGCUAAAUCAUUCACAUCUUUCACUGUGUGAGUAA
Molecule: messenger RNA, 1711 nt
Organism: Prosopis cineraria
Lineage: Eukaryota; Viridiplantae; Streptophyta; Magnoliopsida; Fabales; Fabaceae
Product: nodulation receptor kinase-like
Exons: 8
Coding region: 1-1707 (568 amino acids)
Biological process (GO): protein phosphorylation
Molecular function (GO): ATP binding; protein kinase activity
Source: RefSeq, a predicted model, not a curated record